This is a messenger RNA of Scleropages formosus (Asian bonytongue), 1733 nucleotides long. It is a transcript of the gene tmem26b, whose product is annotated as transmembrane protein 26b. The record is from RefSeq and is a predicted model, not a curated record. Lineage: Eukaryota; Metazoa; Chordata; Actinopteri; Osteoglossiformes; Osteoglossidae. The transcript is spliced from 6 exons. Bases 96 to 1004 code for a protein of 302 amino acids.
CGGUCGGGCACUGCGAGUACGCGCGCUCGAGAGGCGCUCCUCGAGCCGAGGAAACUAACUAAGCUAAGGGCCGCGCGCGACUCACGCGCUUCAGCAUGAAGGUGCUGGUGAACUUCGCGUGCGCGCUCGUCACCAGGUGCCUCUUCAUACUCGUGUCGCUGAUCGCGGUGUGGAGAGUGACCUCGGUGAAGCGCGACGCGCUCUACUGGUUCCUGACCGUCCUGUACGUGCCGCUCGUGCUCGAGAUGAUCCUCACGAUGAAGAGGAGGAAGGGCAGCGACUACAAGUGGUUUUCUCCAGCUAUCCUGUUGUUCCUGGUAAGCAUUGUUCCAUCCAUAUGGAUUCUGGAGCUGCACCAUCAGAGCAACAGGUCAGCGACUCCUGAGUGUCAAAAACUGGAUGUUUUGCUUCACACCUUGGCAAAUGACACCACUGGCAAGUUAAGGGACUCGCUCAGCACCCUGUCCGCUGUGUGCGCCAAUGACUGGAUACUGGCGCUGCAUCAAAUCCUGCUCAUCCUCCUCAUUGUGGGCAAGUGGCUGCUGCCCAUCGGGGUCGGUGUCACCCGGGACGAGCUCUCCCAGCUCCUGCUCAUCUUCGUUGGCACGGCUGCCGACAUUCUCGAGUUCACCAGCGAGACGCUCUCUGACGUCAAGGAGAACAAUCCCCAGCUGGUGUAUAUCAUUCUGGCCGUGUGGACGUGGAGCAUGCUGCAGUUCCCUCUCCACCUCUCAGUGUUGAGCUCAAAGCCCGAAAAUUCCCAGGAGACGGCAGGCAGCUCGUUCCUCAGGAGUCACCGGACGGACCUGUGGAACAUCGUGGAGAGUCUCUUCAUCCAGGACGGCCCCUUCCUGCUGGUGCGCCUCACAGUCAUGGGCCACUUCAGGGUCGUCCACCAGAUGCUGGUCUUUUUCACCAUCAAGAACUUCCUGGUGGUCGUACUCAAUGUCUACCGCUUGUUUGUCAUAAUCCAGGACUACACAUCAAGCAGAGCGGGCGAAUGAGAUUCCGACCGCGACAACGGCGCGCCGAACCACGGAAAACAUGGUUACAGUGACACGUGAAGAUCCAUCGGCGUGGAAACUUAAGAUCGAGAAAUACAUCAGCAGGGCCAAGUUACUGUUAAAAUGAGUGCAAUGUAACAUUCGUUUUACUCCGUACCUUGACAGUGCGGCGUUUUCGUCUAGUUCGCCCGACAUUUGCGGGAAACAUCGUCAAAGAGAUUUCAACGCAAUCGUUGGUUUAUUUUAGUUUCACGUCUCAUUCUUGUUAGUUGCGUUUUUCCUUUCUUACAUUUUUCUAUGCGAGUUCAGACUGUAGCAGCGUUUGCAGGUGUCUUCGAAGACACACGGCUUUCUCCUCUGCACCCGCAUCUAUUAGCGUGCGUCUCGACGUCUUGGCUGCGGCGCCUGGUUCCCUGUGAAGGACGCGUGACUGCGCUCAAGAGCUCCCACUGGCCAACAGCUGUCGACACACAAGGGCGGCACAGUGAGAUGCUCACAAGGGUCUCUUUCUGUCCGCAUGCAUGGUACAACCGGCGGGGGUUCGAUACUCGACUUGGCGCGGUGCGUUGACACACAGUGGUAAAAGAGCAUCUAUGGCUGCACUGACAGCUCUUUGCAGCAUCCAUCCAUCAACAGUAAUGCCUUGUCCAAUCCAGGGGCACAUGGGACAGUCAGUAGCAUAGUGGCUAGAUCUACUGCCUUUGGAUCCGAAGGUGACAGGUCCGAUCC